AUGCAUGGGCAUCCAUUAAUAGGACUGCCCACAGCGAAAGGGCAUGGGGGAGAGAAAGGGCAUGGGGGAGAGAAAGGGAAUGGGGGAGUGAAAGGGCAUGGGGGAGUGAAAGGGCAUGGGAGAGAGAAAGGGAAUGGGGGAGUGAAAGGGCAUGGGGGAGUGAAAGGGCAUGGGAGAGAGAAAGGGCAUGGGGGAGUGAAAGGGCAUGGGGGAGUGAAAGGGCAUGGGGGAGUGAAAGGGCAUGGGGGAGUGAAAGGGCAUGGGGGAGUGAAAGGGCAUGGGGGAGUGAAAGGGCAUGGGGGAGUGAAAGGGCAUGGGGGAGUGAAAGGGCAUGGGGGAGUGAAAGGGCAUAUGGGAGUGAAAGGGCAUGGGGGAGUGAAAGGGCAUGGGGGAGUGAAAGGGCAUGGGGGAGUGAAAGGGCAUGGGGGAGUGAAAGGGCAUGGGGGAGUGAAAGGGCAUGGGGGAGUGAAAGGGCAUGGGGGAGUGAAAGGGCAUGGGGGAGUGAAAGGGCAUGGGGGAGUGAAAGGGCAUGGGGGAGUGAAAGGGCAUGGGGGAGUGAAAAGGCAUGGGGUAGUGAAAGGGCAUGGGGGAGUGAAAGGGCAUGGGGGAGUGAAAGGGCAUGGGGGAGUGAAAGGGCAUGGGGGAGUGAAAGAGCAUGGGGGAGUGAAAGGGCAUGGGGGAGUGAAAGGGCAUGGGGGAGUGAAAGGGCAUGGGGGAGUGAAAGGGCAUGGGGGAGUGAAAGGGCACGGGGGAGUGAAAGGGCACGGGGGAGUGAAAGGGCACGGGGGAGUGAAAGGGCAUGGGGGAGUGAAAGGGCAUGGGGGAGUGAAAGGGCAUGGGGGAGUGAAAGGGCAUGGGGGAGUGAAAGGGCAUGGGGGAGAGAAAGGGCAUGGGGGAGAGAAAGGGCAUGGGGGAGUGAAAGGGCUGCAUAGAGCUGCCCCAGCUGCCCCAGUGAACCCCAUUCCAGCUCAUCUGAAGAUCUCCGUUCACUCACAGAUCUACCCUGCCGUCAGCAGCAGCGGUGUGGAACCAUCCUCCACACUCACAUGCCACGGCAACCCUACAAGUAGAUCUAUUGUGAAUCCAAAACCUACUGCCCCCUUCCCACCCACCCUCCCCUCCUCUACUCACAUUUCCCCCCCGGCGUCAACAGCAGUAGUGUGA
Closterium sp. Naga37s-1 is the source of this 1164-nucleotide messenger RNA. The record is from the annotation of a GenBank genome assembly. Lineage: Eukaryota; Viridiplantae; Streptophyta; Zygnematophyceae; Desmidiales; Closteriaceae.